AUGUCUCGCAACGGCACCACUCUCUACGUGACCGGGUUCAGCCACGGCACCCGCGCGCGCGACCUUGCCUACGAGUUCGAGCGCUACGGCCGCCUUGUGCGCUGCGACAUUCCUGCUCCUCGCAGUGCCAGCAGCAGACUCUUCGCUUUCGUUGAGUACGAGGAUCGUCGUGAUGCCGACGAUGCGUACCAUGAUAUGCAUAACAAGCGCAUUGGCCGCGAUGACAUUCUGAAGAUCGAGUGGGCUCGCACUCCCCCAUCCGCUUCUUGGCGCUUCGACCGCAGUGACCGUGAGCGUGGUCCUCGCGGCCGCGACCGCUCUCCUCGUCGCCGCUCUCCUAGCCCUAGACGCAGCACCAGAGAUUACUCCCCCAGGAAGGAUGAUCGUCGUGACCGCGAUCGCGACCGUGACUACGAGCGUGAUCGCCGCGAUACUCGUGACCGCUCUCGCAGCCCUGAGCGUGAGCGUGAGCGCGAUGUUAAGGACGACCGCGACCGCGAGGACCGUGAUCGUCGCGAGAACGGCACCAACGGUGACGACAGAAAGGCCAUCGAUAGCCCCGAGAGGCCUGCCCACGACGACCUCGACGUUGCCGAGUAA
Messenger RNA from Sordaria macrospora k-hell, 600 nucleotides. RefSeq lists its product as uncharacterized. Gene Ontology annotation, cellular component: precatalytic spliceosome; U1 snRNP; U2-type prespliceosome. Gene Ontology annotation, biological process: mRNA splicing, via spliceosome. NCBI's taxonomy places the organism in Eukaryota, Fungi, Ascomycota, Sordariomycetes, Sordariales, Sordariaceae. The record is from RefSeq and is a predicted model, not a curated record. Gene Ontology annotation, molecular function: U1 snRNA binding; mRNA binding.